This is a messenger RNA of Bipolaris oryzae ATCC 44560, 453 nucleotides long. RefSeq lists its product as uncharacterized. Lineage: Eukaryota; Fungi; Ascomycota; Dothideomycetes; Pleosporales; Pleosporaceae. The transcript has a single exon. Bases 1 to 453 code for a protein of 150 amino acids. The record is from RefSeq and is a predicted model, not a curated record.
AUGCAUUUCACACCCCUCACCCUCUUCCUAACCACCCUCUCCACGGCCUCAGCCUUCAUCGAAAGCUUCACCGUCCCCGCCAUGAUCGCCCCCAACAAACCCUACACCAUAACCUUCAACACGAGAUUCGAUCCCGCAUACCUCUGGACCGACGUCGCCGUAACAUGGGGCUACAACAAUCCUCCCGGCAGCAUCAACAGUGUGGGGCAGUACCCAGUGAUCUACCAUCUGCCCCCAAACCCCAAGCAGGCACCCGUGAAGCUGGUGGUGACGGCGCCGGAUGGUAUUCAGAAGUUUAAUAAGCAGAAGAAAAUUGAGAUUGUGGCGUCGGUGUUUACGGUUGCGUCGAUUGUUGGGAAUGUAGGGUUUACGUCGUUUAAUGUUACGAUAGAUGUUGGGGAUAAGGUUAGUGAUAAGUUGGUGACGAGUCAAGGGUUCCUUGUGGAGCCUUAG